This is a messenger RNA of Nicotiana attenuata, 1114 nucleotides long. Its product is annotated as transcription factor MYB48-like. Gene Ontology annotation, biological process: regulation of DNA-templated transcription. The transcript is spliced from 3 exons. Gene Ontology annotation, cellular component: nucleus. Gene Ontology annotation, molecular function: DNA-binding transcription factor activity; sequence-specific DNA binding. Bases 92 to 757 code for a protein of 221 amino acids. The record is from RefSeq and is a predicted model, not a curated record. NCBI's taxonomy places the organism in Eukaryota, Viridiplantae, Streptophyta, Magnoliopsida, Solanales, Solanaceae.
UCGUACACACUAUACCACGUAUCAACCACUAUAGGUGACUCACAAAAAAAGAAAACUAGUGAUAAAAAAAAUUCUAGCUAAAAGUCCAAAAAUGGUGCAAGAGGAAAUCAGAAGAGGACCAUGGACAGAACAAGAAGAUCUUCAGCUUGUAUUUUAUGUAAAAUUAUUUGGAGAUCGAAGAUGGGAUUUUCUAGCCAAAGUUUCAGGUUUGAAAAGAACAGGAAAGAGUUGCAGGUUACGUUGGGUUAAUUACUUGAAUCCUGAUCUUAAACGUGGCAAGAUGACUCCUCAAGAAGAACGUCUUGUUCUUGAACUUCACUCUAAAUGGGGAAAUAGAUGGUCAAGAAUUGCUCGAAAAAUACCAGGGCGAACUGAUAACGAAAUCAAGAAUUACUGGAGAACACACAUGAGGAAGAAAGCUCAAGAACAAAGGAAAAAAGCAACUUCUAUUUCUCCAUCUUCGUCUUUUUCAAACUGUUCAUCUUCUUCUUCCAUAACUCGUGAAGAAAAUGAGAGAAAUUUCUACGAUACCGGUGGAAUCGAGCAAUUGCAAGUUGAAGAACAAAAGAAAGAUAAUGAUCAAGAACAAGCUGGGGAGAGUAUGAAAGUUUAUUCAAUGGAUGAAAUAUGGAAAGAUAUUGAAUUAUUAGAAGAAAAUGAAACAAUUAAUAAAUCAAUUAUGGGGUCAAUUUCACCCCUAUGGGAUUAUUGUGCGGACCCCAUGUGGAAAGAUUUUGAUUGGAGUACCUUUCGGUAAGAGCGUGAUUUUGAAUUAGUCGGGCCAACAGACUUCAAAUAUCGAAUGGUUAGACUGGAAAAAGAUAAGACGGACUAAUAGGAGGAUCAUUUAUUUGAAAAAAAAAAUAUUAUAAUUAGUUGGUUUUGGUUUUAUAAGAGUAAGUUCUAACUUGUAUAUCACUAGCAGUAGUAUAAUAAAAAGUCUGCUGUUGUAGCCAUCUGAUGAUAUGCUUUAAUUUACUAGAGUUUUAAAAGUCUGUUACUAUGUGAUUAUUACCAUCGGCAAUCUUUCUUAUGAAAUUUAAAUUUUUCUUGAAUUCCUUGUAAAAGUUCUUAGCUUCCUAUAUGUGUAAAUUUGUAAUCUUUUCUUGUUGUU